AUGCCUUCAUCAACCAGACUCACUGUAACGAACAUAUUCCGCGUGGAUAAGGUUUUCAAAGGAAACAUCGUACCAGAUACAGAAAUAAAAGUUCGCUCUGUUGAGGAUGGGUCGGGUUGUCAACUUUCUUUUGCAGUCAAUAGAACAUACCUUGUCACAGGAAAGUUUCAUAUCCAUGGUAACAUCGAUAUAAGUAGCUGUGAUUGGACGGCAUGCUGGGAGUAUGGUGUGUCACGUUUCCAGAAAAUCAACCUGAAAAGAAAGGGAUACAAGUGUAACGUCCAGAUAUGUAAUGAAGCAAACGAAUGUGCAAGCAAUCCAAAAACCUGCAUGUGGCCUUCCGGACAUAAAGGGAUGUGCUACUCAAAGCAUGCCAAAUGUUACAUGUCCAGCCGCUUUGGAAAGGCAGUUUGGGCAACACUACAUUCUAGAAUGAAUAGAUGUUUACGAAAAAACUUUUAA
Molecule: messenger RNA, 462 nt
Organism: Ostrea edulis (European flat oyster)
Lineage: Eukaryota; Metazoa; Mollusca; Bivalvia; Ostreida; Ostreidae
Product: metalloproteinase inhibitor 2-like
Exons: 4
Coding region: 1-462 (153 amino acids)
Molecular function (GO): metalloendopeptidase inhibitor activity
Source: RefSeq, a predicted model, not a curated record